UUCUUCCACUUUUUGAAAAUUCUCCCAAAAUACAGAGAAAUCGCGCCAUGCUUGAUAUGCGAUUCUAUUAGGACACUUGCAAGACGCCUUGCUCAUCAGAAAAAAUGGAGUGCGCCGGAAAGGGCGGCCGAACGCCGUGCUCCGGCCCUCCCGUUCGCCGCUGCCAACGUUGCCAAGCUGUUGCUUACUGCUCCCUCGCUCACCAGGUUUCCCACAGAAGUGCGCAUAAAAGAGAGUGUGAGAGGUUGGAGCAGCAAAUGAAGCGCGCUGACAUCUUGAAUGAUUUCCCUUUCACAUUCACGCGAGAAGCCAUCCAAAUCCAGGGUACAAGGUGUUCAUUUUUGAAAAGGCACGGCAUCCACCUUUCAGGAAUGUGGAUUUGUGAAUGCAGCUGUGUAGGAGUCUCAGCUUCUAAUUUCCAACUUUCGAGGUUGAUCAGUAGUUGGAAUCUUCCAAGUGAGUUAUGUCCUUGCAGAGGACCUUCCUCUCCAAUACCCGAGCGCCUAACUACUUGGAAGGACUACUACGAGUGGAGGUGCAUCCCACUUUGUAGCCCUGCUGCUUUACUUCUUCAUUGGCCCUUAACAGUAUUUCGGGCCAUUCAGCUUGCAACUCUUGAAAGCUUGCUUCCUGAAUUCUCUAACGAACUGCGAAUACAUUAUCUAGGACCAGAAAGAGAACUUCUUCAGUUGGCAGUCUUUGGGGAACUGCAAGCACUCUUCCCCGGAGUAAAGGUGUACAUAGAUCUUUUUGGACCUGCAAUUCCACACGCGAGGGAUGCUGAAAAGAUCGAUCUGUAUAGUUAUGCUCAGUGUAAUGACAUGGACUGUGGGUGCCAGAGUUCUUCUGUUAGUUACCGAGAAAGAAUAGAUGCUUGCCACUCAUCUGCAGUCACGUUACGGCUUCAUGCAGGUUUUUAUCAUGACUGUUACAGAGAAUUACUGCAGGAUUCUUUUCCUCAUAUUAUCGUAGCCCCAAACGCUGGUGUUGCUGCCUACAAGAGCUGGUUACCUACUAUUGAAGUAAUAAAAGAGCUCAAAGUUCCAGCAGUGUUCUCGGAUUACUGUGAAGAAGCUUGUCAUCUUGCAGCUUCAUGUAUCAGAUCUGUAACAGGCAAUGCUCCCAGAAUUCAAAUUCAGAUCAAUCCAUUCAGGCAGCCUCUUUGCGUUGAAGAAAGCGCUCUCUAUCUUCCUUGCUAUUCUAAUUGCUUCGUGUUUGGGUUGUGCAACGAGAUGCUCGAAUAAAGCCGAUGCUGCUCGUGAGUUGGCCGGGGAUCUUGAUGUAUCAUUUUCGCAGAAAGCUGUGUUUACUUAUAAACUCAAUCUAUAGGGGUGAUUGUGCAUUUAUUGGAUGAAGAUUGUAUUCAAUUUUAGGUCAAUUAUUUUAUUUCCAAAUACAAGUAAGUUUGAGUUGAGUUAAAAAUAAAAAUGAAAUUGAAUGUUUA
Salvia miltiorrhiza (redroot sage) is the source of this 1444-nucleotide messenger RNA. RefSeq lists its product as uncharacterized. The transcript is spliced from 11 exons. Bases 105 to 1244 code for a protein of 379 amino acids. The record is from RefSeq and is a predicted model, not a curated record. Lineage: Eukaryota; Viridiplantae; Streptophyta; Magnoliopsida; Lamiales; Lamiaceae.